GUUCGGUUCAGUCGGCGCGUGAACGUGCAGCGUGCAGCGCGACGUGACGCCGGUUACGGGAUUCAGGGAGCUGAGGGAGCAGCUGCCGGCUGCCGCUCCUCGCGAGAGAGCCGAGUCUGCCGAGUGUCGGUCGUCGGUUGACGUUUCGCCCCGUGAGAAACCCGUUGCCGAGCCUGCGCGUGUGUGCGGUCGGUAUGCGGGCAGCCCCGUUGGCUGGCUGGCUGGCUGGUUAGUCGUGGUUAACUGGUUAGUCGGUUGGUUGGUCGGCUCGGCGGUACACCGAGACCGAGCACCGAGCUCACCGAGCACCUUCUCGGCCUCUCACGUGCGUGCCCGCGCGCACAUCGCGCAUUCCCCGUCCUCGUGCGUCGUGUGCGCGUGUGUGUGGUGGGUUUGAAAAUUUGAAAAGCGAGACGUGCGCGAGUGCAGCGAAUAGCCCGCACGGUGCAGGUGCCUUUUCAGUCGCGCGAGUCGCGGCCCGCGGGAAGAAAGGCGGCCGCCGUCGUCAGUCGAGGAAGGAUUUUUUUUAUCUUCUCACACGAAGGAGAGGAUUCACGUGGCGGGAGGAUUCGCGCGGUCGUCCUCUUCGUUUCUUCGCGGCCGUCGUCGGGAACAUCGGCGGUACAGCCUAGCGGAAUGUGGCACGAGAGGCACCGCCGGCACCAUCUCGGAAGCCAUGCCGGCUGACGAGCUCGUGCGUACCCGACGAGAAGACGGUGGUAGAAAACCGAGCUUGCAGCCGCCUUAACGUACUGAUUGACCGAUCGCAUCGUCGUUGAUAAAGAAAAAGAAGAAGACGAAGGAAAGAGGUCCCUCGCAGAUCGACCCGAUCAUGCCCUUAGCGAACCCGUUCCGCUGCCCGUUGUCGUCGCAUAGUUCCACGCUGUGAACCCGAUAUGUGAGAGAGUCGCCGCCGCCGUCUGGUGGAGGCCGUCGCCAUGGUGAAGCAACUGGUGUGCAGCAACUCGCUGAGUCCGGGAACGUAGCGCUCAAAUAAGCCUUGGUUUACGCAUAUUCCUUCUAGCUUUAAGGAACUACGUGCGGUCGAGGAACGAACGAGAGAUAUCUCCAACUUGAAAACCGGCAAACAACGUGCCUUUACAUAUUCACGUAGGAAUUACGAUAGAAAAGGUCCGAUAAAUUUAAGGAGCAAUUUAUUUUAUUACGAGGAUUUUAGAGUGACAAAGAUAAAAUUAUAAACUUGAAACUUUCGAAAUUGAUAAAUUGGAUAUUAAUUCGCGAUGGACGUAGUGUAGCUCGGAAGUUUAGAGAGAAAUUUAAUUGCGUGUGGAACAUUCAUGUAGUGUGAAGAGAGAAGUGACAUUCAACGCGAAGAAUCUAGAUUGAAGAGAAUUGAACUUAAUGUGUUGUGUGUUAUGUGCUAUGCGUUAUGUGUGAAGCUUGACAAUUAGUUUUAUAAAACGUUCAACGUGAUGAAGAAAGAAGUGACGUCCUCUGAUAUGACGAGUCUAGUCUGAGGAAGGUCAAAGUUAACAUCUACGUGCUAUGACACGGUGGAUUCGGUGCAAUUUAGUAUUCUCUUUCGUCACGAGGUCGCCAUGUGAGGAUCACCGUAUCAGAAGAAAAGAGAAGAAGCCUCACUCCGCGUGACACCAGCGUGUCGAGUAAUGCUGAAGCACAUUCUGACGGGGCAGCCGUCGUCAACGGGCUCGAGGCAUCAUCACAAUGAUUAUCAGACGAGCUCGGGCUCGUUGCACGGCGGGCACGUCCAUCAUCACUUGCACAACAGUUCGCUGCAUCAGGAUCAGCAGCAGCAGCAACAGCCACAGCCGCAGCAACAACAGUCACAGCAGCAGCAGCAACAUCAUCAUCAUCACCACUACACCGGAAGCGCUGGGACACGCGGCGGCGUUCCCGGGCAUCGCGGUAACAACGGCGGAGUCGACGUGUACGAUUCCGUGGCGAGACCGACGGCGGUGUCAAACGUGCACCAAUCGGCGACGACUCCCUCGUCGACGCACCGGCAUCCGCUGAACCAUUCUCAGCUGAGCGUAAACAACCUGUCGCAACGCCUGAAUCAUUCGCACGCGCUUAACGUGUCAACUCUAUCGACCUCCAAGCACUCGGUCAAUAGCGUUAGCCCGGUUGGCGGCGUCAAUGGCAACAACGGUGGCGGUAACAACAAUAAUAACAAUCAUAACGUCUCAGCGAGUCAGUUGGGCCAUACCGUGAUCUCGCAGACGAGCGUCCUGCAUCAGGACAGGCCGAAGGCGAAUGGCGGCUUCGACAUUUCCAGGUUGUCGCGAUUGCCGAGCCAGACCACGCCGUCACCCGCGCCUGCUACAACUGCGCUUCCUGUCGUGGCUGGCCAAGUGGCCAGUGGGCCGACGGUCAUACCCCUCAACGCUUCCUGGUCUUCAUCCCUGUCCAGAAAUCUCCAUCGGAGUGACGAGGCUGGCGUGAAGGAGAUGUUGACGAGCCUCGGAUUGCUCUGUCUGGUAUCCCUACUUCUAGCUCUGCUCUCGGUAAUCUUCUUGUUGAAGAUCUCGCCGCUCACGGUCACGUCCAACAGUCUUAUCAGCCCGGAGGAGUUUGUGAUCGUGUACGAGGUUACCCUGGCGCUGUGCGCCCUCGCCCUGUCCCUCAAUCUCUGUUGCCUGCUGGUCUGCGCCAUACAGUUCCUUUUCGCGGUGAAGCUCGUCAAAACCUCGUACCAGGGCCAUCGGAGUAACAAGUACCUGCAAAAAUCGUCCAUCAGCCGCGUGUGCGCCGUCGGAGGUUUUUUCAUUAGCAUCCCUGUCUUCUUAACUGGCAUGAUCCUGUACACGUUCAUCCAGUUCCAUUCGACACCGGCGAUCGUCACGUCGGUCUUCAUCGGCCUCGGCAUCGUGUUCUGCGGAUGCGCCAUGGUCCACAACGUCUUCGUAUGGCAGAAAGAGAAGACGAAUGCGGUAAAGGCGUUUGCCCGCGAGCAAUGCGAGGUCGCGGCGCAGCUGCAGCGUCAACAGCAGCAGUUGCAACUGCAGCACCAGCAGCAGCCGCAUCAGCAGGCACACUCGCAGCAUCAACAGCACCAGCAUCAUCAUCAGCAGCAGCAUCACCAUCAUCAUCAUCAGCAGCUGCAACUACGGCCAACGCUGCACAUGGGAUCGAAGAUCGGCAGCGGCAGUGGCGGCGCGAUGGGUCAUUCGACCGUCAGUCUGGCCCAACUUGGUCGCGGCCUCCACCAUUCUUAUCAGCAUCAUCCGCACCAGCACCAUUCUCAUCAGCAGCGGCACGUGUCCUCCAUGUCGCCGCCGUUAUUACUGUCGUCGCCGAAUGCCGCAGCGCAGCACAAUCACCUGACGCAUCGCGGCGGUAUUGCCGCCGCUGCUGUUGCUGCCGCUGCUGCCGCUGUCGCCGUCACCGCCACACCACCAACGACGCCCGGCGAUCGGUCGCCGCCGAGUCCCAACGGUGGCGGCGGCGGCAGCGGCAAGCUCAACAGGUCGCAGCACUUGCCGCGUGAGACCAGCGGCAGCGUGAGCCCCGGCCUGCCGGCGGCCACGCUCGAUCUGAGUAGUGCCGCUACCACCAACAGUCCGCACGAAUUGUCGACUCUCGUUUAGGCAUCUUAAGGGAAAAACCGAGGAAAGGAUCCGAGGAUCUAUUCGGACACGUAUUCUUUGAACAACGAAAGAGAUUAUCUCCCGGAUCGUCUUAAGUCAAUAUUUAUGAGAAAUAGAUCUAAAAUUAUUUAGAAACAAAUUCUUCAAUAGUUAUUGUCUAAAAGAAGGGACCAAAAAUUGUUAAGGCUGCUUAUCUCACGUUGUUAUUACCACGUUGUGUCAUGUUGUAUCGUUAUCGGCAUGUUGUCGCAUUAUUAACGUUAUUAUCAUCAUUGCGACAUCAUCAUUUACAAGGGAAGGUUCAAAACUCCAUUGAUUUCGAUGAAAUUUGGCAGAACUUACAGAGAAAGUUCCCCCGAAUGUAAUGAUACUCCUAUUUGGGCGCAGACGGUCAACCGUUUCCGAGAUAUUUUAAUAAUAAAUGUAGUAGCGUCUUCAGAGUAGAGUUUAUUAGAACACUUACAUACGAGUAUUAGUGGCGUAGUGGAUAUGGGUGGUAACUACUUCAUAAUUUUUUUCGAGUUUAAACCCCCCAAUCAA
Temnothorax curvispinosus is the source of this 4109-nucleotide messenger RNA. RefSeq lists its product as uncharacterized. NCBI's taxonomy places the organism in Eukaryota, Metazoa, Arthropoda, Insecta, Hymenoptera, Formicidae. The record is from RefSeq and is a predicted model, not a curated record. Bases 1629 to 3569 code for a protein of 646 amino acids. The transcript has 5 exons.